AUGUUACCUAGCAGAGGUCUUCGCUGGUCCGGUCAGGCCAUUGGCAUAGGUAGACGAAGAUUAGACCUAUUUCCUGCUUCUACUAGACAAUUCUCUUCAACUGUACAACGAAAUGCGCCCAUUAGAGGCAGUCCACUCCUUUCCUACAACUGUCCUUCGCUGGGUAGAAUAUCCUCAAAAUCCCAAUUAUCGACGACAAAUAUUUUAAUGCGAAAUGGUGCUGCUGUCCGCUUUGCUUCCAGCGCCCCUCUCUCUGCAUCUGCAAUCCCCGCGACCUCUACAACUACAAAUACCCCAACAGACGCUGCGGGCGCCUCAGCUUCUUCCUUGGACUCUGUUACGCCCACUUCUCUCGAUGACUUCUCUGCCGGAUAUGCCGCCGAAUCCCUCGCCGAUGUGCCCCAUUACCUGGGGUAUUUCAAAGAUCUCGGGUUGGACUAUGGAUGGGGUCCCACAGCUGGAAUGGAAUGGGUGCUUGAACAUGUCCAUGUAUUGGCAGGGACUCCAUGGUGGGUAUCAAUUGCAAUAACAUCGGUACUGGUGCGCAUAGCUCUCUUCAAGCUGUAUGUUAACGCGGCCGACAAUGGCGCCAGAAUGGCAGCAACUGCUCCCUUGACCGCACCGAUCACGGCAAAGAUGAAAGAUGCUCAGGCAAGAGGCGAUAAUACGGCGGUGUUCCAGCAUUACUCCGAAAUCAGCGCAAUACAGAAGAAAGCUGGAGCUUCCAUCAUGAAACAAUUCGUGCCUGCAAUUGGAGGAAUCGCUACCUUUGGUAUUUUCAAGUUUCUGAGGGCAGCGUCUGCUCUCCCAGUCCCUAGUAUGGAAACAGGCGGUAUUCUUUGGUUUGAGAAUCUUACUAUUCCUGAUCCCUACUUUUUGAUUCCAUUGGCUACAGCAGGUAUGGUGCAUUGGCUUAUACGCAAAGGUGGUGAGACAGGUGUCAGCACCCUUUCCCCCGGGAUGUUGAAUGCUAUGAUGUGGGGUAUCCCCACCAUCUCUCUCCUCUUCACCUGGUGGCUCCCAGCGUCCGUUCAACUAUCAUUUUUUGUCACGGGCCUACUAUCCUUCACCCAAGUAACCAUGAUGCGACAACCGUGGUUCAGACAAUACUUCAAAAUGGUCCCACUUCCAGAAAGCGGUUCCAAAGGCCCAUCAUUGUCUGCCUACAAAGGCACCAUAAAGCGCUUAGAAAGCCCUGUUCUCACCCAAGAAGAGCUCAAUGCCCGCUUCCAAAGCAGCAGCUCUUCUUUCCCUCGACAACCAGAAGCUCCUAAAAGCGCUUUGAAGAAAAUGAUGAACGUGGCCUUGAAGCCUCUUGAGCCAGUCAAGGCCGCUAUGGCGCCGACAAUUACUAGCGCGAGGAAUAUGCAAAACGAUCAAAAUAAGAAAAGAGGCAAGAAGGAUGCGCAGAAGUAUGAGGAGAAGAGGAGCGAAGAGGUCAGGAGGGAGAGGGAGGCAAGAGCCGAAGGAGAACGACAUCGUCGAGCUCUAAGGAGAGAAAACAAGGAAGCUCUAAGGAGACAAAAUAAGGAGAAUUAA
This is a messenger RNA of Lachnellula hyalina, 1539 nucleotides long. RefSeq names its product Mitochondrial inner membrane protein (gene OXA1L). Gene Ontology annotation, molecular function: membrane insertase activity. The transcript has 3 exons. The record is from RefSeq and is a predicted model, not a curated record. Lineage: Eukaryota; Fungi; Ascomycota; Leotiomycetes; Helotiales; Lachnaceae. Gene Ontology annotation, cellular component: mitochondrial inner membrane. Bases 1 to 1539 code for a protein of 512 amino acids. Gene Ontology annotation, biological process: protein insertion into mitochondrial inner membrane from matrix; mitochondrial respiratory chain complex IV assembly.